This is a messenger RNA of Ceraceosorus guamensis, 956 nucleotides long. RefSeq names its product replication protein A, subunit RPA32. Bases 138 to 863 code for a protein of 241 amino acids. The record is from RefSeq and is a predicted model, not a curated record. The transcript is spliced from 4 exons. Gene Ontology annotation, cellular component: DNA replication factor A complex; nucleus; site of double-strand break. NCBI's taxonomy places the organism in Eukaryota, Fungi, Basidiomycota, Exobasidiomycetes, Ceraceosorales, Ceraceosoraceae. Gene Ontology annotation, biological process: nucleotide-excision repair; double-strand break repair via homologous recombination; DNA replication. Gene Ontology annotation, molecular function: DNA binding.
UGGAUCCGGAUAGCUCUCUUUUACGCAAUGCGAAGUCGCCCUGACACAUCCCGUCCCUGACACUCUCAGGCUUUGGCGGCGGUAACCCGUACGGGGCAAAUUAUCAGACGGGCGGUGGUGGCGGAGGAGGCGGCUUCAUGGCUGGCAGUCAAGGUGACAGUCCGAGCACAAAAAAAAGUGGUGCCAACAGUUUGCGCCCAGUGACCAUUCGACAAGUGCUCAAUGCUGAGCAGUCUCACAUGGAUGCAGACUUUCUCGUUGAUGGAGUGGAAGUUGGUCAGCUCACUUUCGUCGGCGUGAUUCGUAAAGUGGCCGCCUUUCCGACCAAUGUCUCUUACGAUAUCGAAGAUGGCACGGGCGCUAUCGAAGUGCGUCAAUGGCUCGAAGGAAGCGACGAAUCGGGAGACAAAUCAAAUGAUAUACGAGAGAACGUUUACGUGAGGGUGCUGGGUACGAUCAAGACGUUUCAGAACAAGAGGAGCAUCAGCGCAGGUCACAUCCGACCGAUCACAAACUUCAACGAGGUGCUGUUCCACAAGUUGGAAGCCAUCUAUGUUCAUCUUCAAUCGGUGCGCAGUACGGGUGCUGGAGGCGCUAUGAAGUCGAGUGGAGCUGGAAAUGCGGAGGGAAGCGGCGUAAACGAGGACAAAUACACGCACAUUGGAGAUCCCUUGCAAAGAAAAAUCUUUGCCCACGUACGAGAAUUGUCCACCUUGGAAGAGGGCAGUGGUGUAGCUAUCACUACAGUAGCUAGGCGUAUCAAGGCUUACAGCGAGGAGCAGGUGCGCGAGGCAGUCGACACCCUCGUCCUGGACGGCUACCUCUACACUGCUGAAGACGACGAGCACGUCCUUGCAACGUAAUGUGAUCGCUCUGACGAACCACGAGUCUCAGCUUGUAUAAGUACUCUCUCUGGCCAUGUCCUGUGCAAAGUUGUUCUGCGACAAGGUGAACUG